This is a messenger RNA of Phragmites australis (common reed), 1209 nucleotides long. RefSeq lists its product as uncharacterized. Gene Ontology annotation, molecular function: DNA-binding transcription factor activity. Lineage: Eukaryota; Viridiplantae; Streptophyta; Magnoliopsida; Poales; Poaceae. The record is from RefSeq and is a predicted model, not a curated record. The transcript has 4 exons. Bases 1 to 1209 code for a protein of 402 amino acids.
AUGGCAGGGGGGCAGAGGGGACCAGCUUACACCGCGUCGUGCCGCUGCUGCGUUCUUCAGCACCCCAAAAGCGGGCAACUCCUCCUUGCCACAGCACACACCGCAGCCGCGCCCGCAACGACUAGCACAAACUUCUUGCCUUCCUCCUCGGCUCCUCCCAUGGCGACAAGGCCCUACUUCCUAUGGGGCCCACACGGCUCCACCGCCGCUCCUGACUCCGACGUCGCCGGCUUCAGCUCCGGCGCUCCGGAGACGGCACUGGUCUCGCCGGAGCUCGGGGCCGCGGCGGUGGCGCGCCCGCGGCUGCGUCGGAACUCGUCCACGUCUGGGAAGCAGCAGCAGCAGCCGGGCGAGGGGACCAAGAAGCCGCCGCAGCGCGGGCUCGGCGUGGCGGAGCUCGAGCGCCUCCGCUGCGGGGGCGACCCGCUGCGCGAGCUCGUCGAGCUGGGGGACGGCGGCGCGCAGGCCCACCCGCUGCUCCAUUACCACCACCACCUGCCGGCGUCCGCGUUCGAAGGCGCCACCGGCGCGCACUACUCCUCGCCGCGGCUGCAGGUCCAGCCGUCCGCCUCUGCCCCUCCGCUGCCCCCGGGUCCCGUCUGCUACGUUCACCCGCCCGUUGCCGGCGGUCAGAGGGCCCCACCCUUGGCACCGGAACAGCAGUACCUCAGGGACCGGUGGGGCCGCAUGGGGGGCUUCUCCUCGGCGGGCAACGGAGUAGGCGCUGGCGCCGACCGCCAGACCCAGCUGCUGCCGCCGCUGGCGCCAGAGCACCCUUCAAGCCAAAGCACCAUCUGGCGUCCUCCUGCGUCCUCCUCCUCGUGCCUCCACACCGGCCACCGCUGCGACCUCUGCUCCAGGACGCUGAGGGCCUUCGUACCACCGACACCUCCUGCCUCUCAGACCGUAGGCGCCACCACCAACACCACCAUGCCAGAGUACAUCUACGAUCUCGCCGCCGCCAUGGCCACCGCUCGCCAGGGAGGAGAUGCGUCGUUCUUAGUCCGGGAGAGGAAGCGGGGAGCGGAGGCCGAGGCACCGGUGAAGAAGGAGGUGCGGGAGAUCGAGUUCUUCCCGGCGGCAAGAACGCACCAUGCCGCCGCCGCCGCCGCCGACGUCGGCCUGGACGAGUCCGAGUUCGCGGCGCCCUUGUCCUCCUCGUACGGCGCCCGCGCCGCGCCGCCGCUGGACCUGUCGCUGAGACUUUAG